Messenger RNA from Paramecium tetraurelia, 549 nucleotides. RefSeq lists its product as uncharacterized. Lineage: Eukaryota; Ciliophora; Oligohymenophorea; Peniculida; Parameciidae. The record is from RefSeq and is a predicted model, not a curated record. The transcript has a single exon.
AUGUACUAAUGCACUCAUCACCCAAACUGUUAAGUAACUACAAUAUGUAUUGAUUCCCAUCAAUGUAAUCGAAAACUAUGUCAUAUAUGUGUUUACGAGCAUAAAUCUAGCAAAAGACCUCUCCCCAUAGAACUGUUUUAAGAUAGAUUAACUGAAAAGGUUAAUGAGUACAAACUUGAUGACCAAUAAUAAUAAUUAACUAUCAAAACAAUUUUAAAAUCUGCCCUAUCGGAUAUAGAAGAGAGGAUUCGGAAAUUACACUAACAAGUGAUUGAUGAUAUUAACUACACACUUGAUAAGAUUGACUAAUAAGAUUAAUAGUAUAUCCAUCUUAUAUAUAAUAAUGCCAAUCCAAUAGAAUCCUAAAACUCUGAUUUGGAUAAGUUAGUAGAUAUGUUAGAAGGAAAUACUUUGAGUAAUUGGGAUGCCCAAAAAAAAUCUUAUCAGAUGAAAUUUACCAAAGCAUUGAAUUGGAUAGUUCAAGAAAUGAAUAUGUAUGAAUAAAGAUUUCAAGUUGAAAUGAAGAAUAUUUCCUCAAUUGAUUAGUGA